AUGAAGCUUCACAAUCUAAUUUCUUUUGCUAGCCUCGUGGCCUGGGGAGAUGCCCAUGGAUAUCUCACGAUUCCAUCUAGCCGGACCCGUCUUGGCUUUGAGGCCGGCAUCGAUACCUGCCCUGAAUGCUCCAUUCUCGAGCCCGUAACCGCCUGGCCAGACCUGGAAACAGCCCAAGUGGGUCGAAGUGGACCUUGCGGGUACAACGCCCGAGUCAGUGUUGACUACAACCAACCCGGUGAUUACUGGGGCAACGAAGUGGUCGCAACAUACACCGCUGGUGACACUGUUGAAGUCCAGUGGUGUGUCGAUAACAACGGCGACCACGGCGGAAUGUUCACAUACGGAAUCUGUCAAAACCAAACGCUGGUCGAUCUUUUCCUGACACCCGGAUAUCUGCCCACAACAGCAGAGAAGCAAGCUGCAGAAGAUUGCUUUCUGGAUGGGGAGCUCAAGUGCACGGAUGUGACCGGUCAAACUUGCGGAUAUAAUCCGGACUGCUCUUCCGACGAAGCAUGUUAUCGAAAUGACUGGUUUACUUGCAAUGCAUUCUCUGCAUCGAGUAAUCGCGGGUGCCAGGGCGUUGACGGGGCUGCGCUUGGAUCUUGCACGACGACAAUCGCGGGAGGUUAUACCGUCACCAAGAAGAUAAAGAUCCCGAACUAUGAAUCUGCUCAUACCUUGCUUCGUUUCCGAUGGAAUUCUUUUCAAACGGCGCAGGUGUAUCUACAUUGUGCCGAUAUCGCGAUCGGAGGAUCCGGUUCGGGGUCUUCUUCAUCAUCGUCAACAAGCAGCACUACCAGCAAGACAACUACCACCAGUGCUACCACUACAGCAACAUGCACAGCCGCUACAAGUAUCGCAGUGGUGUUCAAUGAACUUGUGACGACAACCUAUGGGCAAAGUAUUUAUCUUGCUGGAUCUAUCAGUCAGCUCGGUUCUUGGGAUACAUCAUCAGCCAUUGCUUUGUCGGCCAGCUCAUACACAACAUCCAACCCACUCUGGACAGGAUCGGUCACACUUCCUGUUGGCACAACCUUUGAAUACAAGUUCAUCAAGAAGGGAACAGAUGGGACUUUUACUUGGGAGAGUGAUCCUAACCGAAGCUACACUGUGCCCACUGCGUGUUCCGGGGCAACGGCGACUGUUACAGCAACCUGGCGAUAG
Messenger RNA from Penicillium manginii, 1167 nucleotides. RefSeq lists its product as uncharacterized. The coding region runs from base 1 to 1167 and encodes 388 amino acids. The transcript has 2 exons. The record is from RefSeq and is a predicted model, not a curated record. Gene Ontology annotation, molecular function: starch binding. Lineage: Eukaryota; Fungi; Ascomycota; Eurotiomycetes; Eurotiales; Aspergillaceae.